Molecule: messenger RNA, 804 nt
Organism: Habropoda laboriosa
Lineage: Eukaryota; Metazoa; Arthropoda; Insecta; Hymenoptera; Apidae
Exons: 1
Coding region: 1-804 (267 amino acids)
Biological process (GO): DNA integration
Molecular function (GO): nucleic acid binding
Source: RefSeq, a predicted model, not a curated record
AUGCUGCAACAUCAAUAUUUCGCAAAAGACAUACAUCACUUAUCGGAUGACAAGAAACCAGAAGUUAACCGUAAACUGCGGCCUUUGAAUCCAUUCAUAGAUCAAAACGGCAUUUUGCAAGUCGGCGAUCGAUUGAAACACUCGUUCAUGCCAUUUUCACAAAAACACCCAAUUAUCCUUCCAAAGGCCCAUUUGACCACGAAAAUAAUUGAACACGAACAUCGCACACAAUUGCACGCUGGCGUCCAGACCACACUCUACGCGAUUCGACGAUGCUACUGGCCUAUCGAUGGGCGCAGCCAGGUGUGGAGCGUCUUAAAGAAAUGCGUUCGUUGUUGUCGAGCGAAUCCUCCUCCCGUUGAAUACAUCAUGGGCAAUCUUCCAGAAGCUAGAAUCACCGAAUCCCGUCCCUUCACACAUGUUGGAGUCGAUUACUGUGGCCCCUUUUAUAUCAAGGAAAAAAGACAUCGUAACCGUAAGCAAAUCAAGGUUUACGUUGCGGUGUUCAUAUGCCUUGCGGUAAAAGCGGUCCAUCUGGAAUUGGUCAGUGAUAUCACGAGCGAAGCGUUUCUCGCUGCCCUUCGACGCUUCAUCUCGCGACGAGGAUUCUGCGCUCACAUAUACUCAGAUAACGGCACCAACUUCACGGGAGCCAACAACGAAUUGCGGGAGCUCCAGAAAAUGCUGAGGACAGAGGAACAUCAACAGAGUCUAACUGAAUUUCUAACGGAAAGAUCCAUCCAAUGGCACUUCAUUCCCCUCCAAACUCCCCAUUUUGGAGGGCUUUGGGAGGCCGCAGUAUAA